This is a messenger RNA of Puccinia triticina, 1626 nucleotides long. RefSeq lists its product as uncharacterized. The coding region runs from base 1 to 1626 and encodes 541 amino acids. The record is from RefSeq and is a predicted model, not a curated record. Lineage: Eukaryota; Fungi; Basidiomycota; Pucciniomycetes; Pucciniales; Pucciniaceae. Gene Ontology annotation, cellular component: chaperonin-containing T-complex. Gene Ontology annotation, molecular function: ATP binding; ATP-dependent protein folding chaperone; ATP hydrolysis activity. The transcript is spliced from 8 exons. Gene Ontology annotation, biological process: protein folding.
AUGGCGAUCGCUCCAGGUACCAAUACGGUUGCUGCCAGCACUGGCAACAGUUCAGGCCAAGGACGAAAGGCUUUCAAGAAUGCUGAGAAACCGAUGGAAGUUCGAUUGAGCAAUAUGACAGCGGCAAAAGCGAUCUCGGACGCAAUUAGAACCUCGCUUGGCCCUCGAGGGAUGGACAAAAUGAUUCAGACUGCCGAUGGAAAUGUGACGGUAUCGAAUGAUGGGGCCACUAUCCUCAAAUCAAUGAGUGUCAUGCACCCCGCUGCUAGAAUGCUCGUGGAACUUUCGGCUGCCCAAGACGUAUCUGCUGGUGACGGGACGACUAGCGUGGUCGUCCUCGCAGGGAGCCUCCUAGGCGCGGCUGAAAAGCUAUUGGCCAAAGGAAUCCAUCCAACCAUCAUUGCUGAGAGCUUUUCACGUGCAGCGAUCAAAAGCGUAGAAUUUCUCGAAGAAAUUUCUACCCCGGUUGAUCUUAAUGAUCGCGACUCUCUACUUCGCGCCGCAAGCACUUCCUUGAACUCUAAGAUCGUGUCACAAUAUUCUUCUAUUCUGGCACCGAUUGCAGUCGAUGCUGUCAAACGAGUAGCCGACCUAGAAACCUCCAGCGUUGAUCUGAAAAACAUUCGAAUCAUCAAGAAGGUUGGUGGAACCAUCGAAGAUACCAGCUUGGUCGACGGUAUGGUUUUGCGCCAGAGUGUUACCAACAGCCAGGGAGGUCCAUCGAGAAAAGAAAAGGCUAAGAUUGGCUUGAUACAAUUCCAAUUGAGCACACCCAAGCCAGAUAUGGACAACGAAAUUAAUGUCACUCGAUACGGUCAAUUAGACAAGAUUCUCAAGGAAGAGCGACAAUAUCUACUGGAACUCUGCAAAACGAUUUCGAAAACCGGAUGUAACGUGUUGCUCAUUCAAAAGUCAAUUCUUCGGGAUGCGCUCAACGACAUCGCCGCCUUUUUCCUAGCUAAAUUCAAAAUAUUGGUGAUCAAAGAUAUUGAGCGGGAUGAGAUUGAUUUUAUUAGCAAAACUUUAGGCUGUAAGCCAAUUGCUGAUAUCGAAGCUUUCUCGGCGGAUAAGCUGGGCGAAGCUGACCUUGUGGAAGAGCUCAGUCUCAACGGCGCGAAGACCGUUCGGGUAUCAGGGAUCAAAAACCAAGGGAAAACUGCAAGUAUACUUUGUACGGCCGCUAACGAGCUGGUGGUCGACGAAAGCGAACGCAGUUUGCACGAUGCUCUUUGUGUGAUUCGCUGUUUGGUAAAAAAGCGCGGCUUGAUUGUCGGUGGCGGGGCACCCGAAAUUCAUGUCUCACGGCUCCUAUCUCAACAUGCACAAACACUCAAAGGGAUGGAAGCCUACUGUUUCCAAGCUUUUGCCGACGCUUUGGAAGUUAUACCUACCACGCUAGCGGAAAAUGCUGGUCUGCCAAAUCCAGUUGCGGUCAUUACUGAAUUAAGAAGCCGACACGCCGCCGGAGAAAGAACUGCUGGGAUCAAUGUGCGAAAGGGCUUGAUUAGCAACAUGCUGGAGGAAAACGUUCUUCAGCCGUUGCUUGUCUCAACUACUGCCAUCACAUUGGCCACUGAGACUGUGGGACUAUUGUUGCGAAUAGAUGAUUAUCACCCGACUAGGUGA